UUUCUCUCAUGUCACCUGUCAAUCAAACACCAGGUGUCUCGCUCACCUGUUCAAGCCGUUUGCGCAUGCUCGCGUCAUCCAGAGCGCGUGCUGCUGAGGCCUCACCUGCCCAGGUGUUCUACCUGUGGACCAAUCAGCUGCUUUGGCGCUGACAUUUGUUUACGGUCUGUGCGGCACGCGGGGCCGCGUGGACGCGGUGAACUGGCACGAGCUGAAACAAAGAGUGACGCUGGGGGGGGGGGCUCCUCAAUUAUCCCUCCGCGUGCAGAUAGGUGGCGCGUGGUGCUGCUCGAAGGUCUCGCGCCUGUUUAUGUUGCAGAGAAACGGUGACGGGCUCCGGCGGGAGGCGUCACACACACCGGAUCAGUCCCGACCUGCCGCCCGGCCGCGCCGCUGCUCCAGCACCAGGACUCACUGGGACCCACCGGGACUCACAGGGCGCGUGCACAUACUGGCACAUUUUGGCACAUUUUGGAGCGGGAGGAGGCGCGCAGCGGAGCCGGGUCGAGGAGCCCAUGCGGACGGGAGGAGGUGAUCAAUGAAGCAGCAGAUCAUGGCGGAGGGUCCCCGCUGCAAGAGGCGAAAACAGGCCAACCCCCGGAGGAAGAACGUGUUGAACUAUGAGAACGUGGUGGACUCGGGUUCGGAGACGGAUGAGGACGACGGCCUCGCGAACGGAGGAGGGGGCGAGGAGGACGAGGAGGAGGGGGGCAGCCCGGCCGGCGUGCCCACUCUGGAGGCGUCGCCCCGGGUUGGCCACGCCCUGCUGUCCUACCGGGUCCAUGAGGGUCCGGAGGGUCCACAUGACCACAUCCAGGGCUGGAGACUCGACACCAACGGACACCUGAAUGACUCUGUCAACAGGAAGGACAAGUGUGAGCGUCUGGGCCCGGAGGAGUCGCUACACACAGUGGGAAACAGUGCAGUGAGGCGACUGGAAGGCGUCUCCGAGCUGGACGAGUACUUUCUCAAACGUAAACCGGAUGAUGGCGACGGUCACCCGGCGACCAUCGCCGAGUACCUGCAACGCAGCGACACCGCCAUCAUUUACCCAGAAGCCCCAGAGGAGGUGACGAGGCUGGGCACGCCCGAGGCCAUCGGCCAGGACGAGAGCGAGCAAGACCUGCUGCCCGGCUCUGCGGACGACUUCGCCCAGCUGCUCACGUGUCCGUACUGCGACCGCGGCUACAAGCGCCUGACGUCUCUGAAGGAACACAUCAAGUAUCGUCACGAGAAGAACGAGGAGAGCGUUGCCUGCCCACUGUGCGCCGACACCUUCAGCCACCGCACGCAGCUGGAGCGUCACAUGACCUCACACAAACCCGCCAGAGACCCGGUCAGAGACCCGGUCAGAGACCCGGUCAGAGACCAGCAGCCGCUGCUCAACGAAGACGCUGGAAACCGCAAGUUCAAAUGCAGCGAGUGUGGAAAAGCUUUCAAGUACAAGCAUCACCUGAAGGAGCAUCUUCGUAUUCACAGCGGUGAGAAGCCGUACGAGUGCUCCAACUGUAAGAAGAGGUUCUCCCACUCCGGCUCCUACAGCUCCCACAUCAGCAGCAAGAAAUGCAUCGGCCUGAUCGCCGUCAACGGACGAGUACGCAACGGAAACAAUGGCAAGCCAGGUUCCUCCCCCAACUCCACAACCUCAUCGCCAGGGAGCCCCGCCCUUGCCCAGCUCCGCCAUAAACUUGAAAAUGGGCGACCGCUUGGCCCUCCAGAUCAGCAGGGUCAGCUCGAAAUCAAAGCAGAGCCGAUGGACUUCAACGACUACCGGCUGCUGAUGGCCUCUCAGCACGGGUUUGGGGGACCAGGGGUUUAUCUGAACGGCCGUGGAGGAAGCCCUCUGGGAAUCCACAGUUCCUCCCAGAGCCCUCUUCAGCACCUGGGGGGCAUGGGGCUCGACCUGCCCCUGUUGGGUUACAGACCAGGGUCUCUCGGGAACAACCUGAGUGAAGUUCAGAAGGUGCUUCAGAUCGUGGAAAACACGGUGUGCAGGCAGAAGAUGGAUGGGAAUCCAGAGGAGAUCUCCAAGCUCAGGGCCUACAUGAAGGAGCUGGGUGCCCAAAUGGAGGAGCAGAAGCUGGUCCAGGCCGGCUUCCAGGUAGUGGGCCAGGGCAGCCCCACGAAAAGCAUAAUCGACUUCACACUGGAGAAGGUCAAUGAGGCAAAAAGUCUGAUUGAUGACUCAAAGAGGCAAGUGGACAUCAAGAAGGAGAAGGCAAACCACUCAGUAGACAUUAGCGGGGAGGAGAAAUCCCACGAUGGCCAGAACCAGUUCCUGCCGUUCUCUUGCCAGUACUGCAAGGAGAGUUUCCCUGGUCCCAUCCCGCUGCAUCAACACGAGCGCUACAUGUGCAAUAUGAAUGAGGAGAUCAAAGCCGUUCUGCAGCCAGCCGAGAGUAGUCCUGCUCCCCGCAGGGGGGCAAUGUCCACCGAGCUUCCCGGUAACGAUCGGGCCACCAGCCCCAUCAACCCCUUCAAAGACCAUGUGUCAGUGCUCAAGGCCUACUUCGCCAUGAACACUGAGCCCAACUCAGAGGAACUGCUCAAGAUCUCAAUUGCUGUUGGCCUCCCUCAAGAGUUUGUGAAGGAGUGGUUCGCCCAGUGGAAGAGCCAAAUCCACCAUGGAGGCCGUCUGAGGAAAAAGUCACCGCCCCCUGACCGCAGUGGAUCGGACAAGCAGAGCUUCAGCCGGUCAACAAUAUCGCUUCCUGUCAUAGAUUUACAUGCAGGCUUCACUAACGGUGAUGCCGCCCACAGACUCACAAAAGGCAACCAGUUUACAGCCAACAGGCAGACAACAGGGGACAAACCACUAGACCACUUGGACCACUUGAGGAGCAAUACUCCGUCCCCUCUCAACCUUUCCUCUACUUCUUCCAAAAACUCUCAGAGUAGCUCUUACACUCCAAACAGCCUGGCUUCUGAGGAUGCCCAUGGGGAUUCACCACUGGAUCUGUCACUGCCCAAACACAUGGCGCAGAGGCUGCUCACUGUUGGAGAGAAGCGGCCCAGACCUAACGGUUUCAUCAUCGAGCACAGUGGCGAGGCACACGGACGAGAGCAGGGGCCCGGUCCUCUAGACUUGUUAAACAUCAAGAAGGAAGUCCUGGGCCCUGAAGGUGGAGGGACUUCUGUUCAUCAGCUGGAGAAAAGCUCCAGUCCUAUGUUCGGGAUUAAUCCCUUCACUGGCGGUCCCGUCUACACCUCCCUGCCACCACACGGAGCAUUUCCUCCACCCACCUUCAUGUCUCCCGCCCAGGCAACCAUCCCAGGCCUCAGACCCUACCCUGGCCUGGACCCCAUGAGCUUCCUGCCUCACAUGGCCUACACUUAUGCCACUGGGGCAGCCACAUUUACUGAAAUGCAGCAGAGGAGAAAGUACCAACGGAAACAAGGUUUCCAGGGGGAGCUGCUGGACGGGACGGCGGACUAUCUGUCGGGCCUGGACGACCUGACAGACAGCGAUUCGCUGCUCUGCAGGAAGAAGAUUAAGAAGACUGAAAGUGGUAUGUACGCGUGUGACUUGUGCGACAAAACAUUCCAGAAGACCAGUUCCCUCCUAAGACACAAAUAUGAGCACACAGGUAAACGUCCUCACCAGUGUCAGAUCUGUAAGAAAGCCUUCAAACACAAACACCACCUGAUCGAACACUCGCGGCUGCACUCGGGCGAGAAGCCGUACCAGUGCGACAAGUGCGGCAAACGCUUCUCGCACUCGGGCUCGUACUCGCAGCACAUGAACCACCGCUACUCGUACUGCAAGAGGGAGGCGGAGGAGCGCGAGGCAGCCGAGAGGGAGGCGCAGGACAAGGGAGGAGGAGGAGGAGGAGGAGGCAUGGAGCCCACUGAGCUGCUGAUGAGGAGGGCCUACCUGCAGGGCCUGGGGCCCCUGGGAUACUCCGACCCCGAGGACCAGCAGGAGGACGCAGGGCUGAUCCUGAGGGACGGCAGCGAGGCAGAGAGGGAAGAGGAGGUGACAGAGAGACAGGAGGCAAGUUUCAGGGAAGGAGAGGAGGAAGAGGAAGAGGAGGAGGAAGACAGACUGGAGACGGACUCGACGAGGGACGAAGAGGGCAAAGACCCGACGCAGCUGAUGGACGAGAGUUCACGAGAAGGGAAGACACACGACAAGUUGGACCAGAAGAACUGAAGCUUUGAGACGUUUCAAAGAGACUGAGCAGAAUAAAGAUGUGAAGUUUAUCUUCCCCACAUUUUAAAUUUGAAUUAUUUUAACCACAGUUGUUCACACUGCCGUGGUUCUACAUGUGGACAAGUGUCAAACUGAGGAGUUUUAUCAACAACAUUUUCAAUUUUAACUCUAAAACUCAGUUGGGAGCUAAACUAACUGAGCCACGACGGUCUGGACACACUCAUUCCUUUAGUGGUUCAAUGGUUUCAUACACACACACACACACAUAUAUAUAUAUAUAUAUGUGUGUGUGUGUGUGUGUGUUUAUAUAUAUACAUAUAUAUGAGAAGGUGAGAAACUUCUUUUCCUUUGGUCUUUGAACCCUGAAUAAUUUUUCUCCGUGUCCAACUGGAGAUGCGACACGAUGAGCGACGUCGUCGUCAUGACGCUGGUGGGAUUGUUUAAAAAUCCACCUUAUGCAAAAAAACGAAAAAGAAGAUAAAUGAGAUGAAGAAGUGAUGAUGAUGAUGAUGAUAACAUGAUGAUGAUGAAGCUGUUUAAAUGUACAGUAUUGUAAAGGCCUGAAAGCUGUGUGGUGCUAUAUCGAUGUUCUUAACUUCCUGUGUCUCGUAUUUUGGAUAAAAACAUCUGGAAACAAAUUGCACUUGACUUCACGAAUCACUACGAAAUAAAAAAAAGGAAUGAAAAAAGAGGGAACGAAGCCUCGAGUGCUCAUCACUUCCUGUCAGUGUUAUUAUCGUUGUAUCGUUGUUUUAUUUACUGUGAUGUUUUUUGUUUUUUUUCAUCCUGUUUUUAUUGCUUUUGCCAACUAACCACAUGAUUUUUGGGCCUGAGAUGUUUUUCUCUAUGUGAAGGAACAUUCUGAACCAGUGUGAUGAUGAUGAUGAUGAUGAUGAUGAUGAUGAUGAUGAUGACGACGUGAGUCUUAAAGAGGAAGGAGUUUCUCCAGAGGACGCCUUAUAUGCAAACCUGUUCACCUGUGCGUUUCUGCAAAGUGCCAUCCCUGUACAGUGUCAUCGUCCGUAUGAAUAUUCAUCCUGUGUCUGGUCGUCAGUGUUAGUAAUAGAUAGAUGGCAGUUUUUUAGUUUACAUCUGUUUGUGCAAUUUUCUCUAUGAUUCGUCUGUUUUUGUUUCCGACACAGUAUUUUUUGUCAGUAUCAAUUUUUUGUAGAAUUUUCCAACACAAAUUUCUUUUUCUUUUUUGUUUUUUUAUUGGAGAAUUUUACCAUUUUAUUUAUGUGACUCAUUUUAUAUUUCCUAAUUUUAUUUAUUUCAUACUGUAGUGUACAGUAUUACAGUUCCUCACAAAUAGAUAUAUUUUAGUAAAAUGUUUCUGUCAUUGACUUAUUGGAGCAAAACAUUAUGAAUACAGAGCGCUUAUGGUAUCUGGAAUCUUAAAUUUUUAUUUGUCGUUGUUUUAUUUCCUUUGAAACUACUGGAAAUUCUAAAUUUGGGGAACUUUUGAUAAGAUUAUUGUGAAAACACUGUAUUUUUAAGAUUUAAAAAAAAUCCACUUUAUCCACUGAAGAGGUGACGAAGGACUGAUGAGGAUGAUGAUGAUGAUGAUGAUGAUGAUGAUGAAGGAACCACUGAAAUGUCUGAAGUAUUAUUGAUGAAUUUUUAAUUUCUCUUGGAAAUGCUCGAAUAAAUGUAGCCAAAAUUAAAUUUUAAUAAAGCCGUGUUAUUCUUCUCGUAAGGCUUCGUACAGCUGAGUGAUGAGGAGGAGGAGGAGGAUGGUGUGUGUGUGUAUCUGAUGUCAGAUGUUUGAGCCCAACAUCCAUAAUUUGAAUUAAAUAAACUCAUUAAUAAAACAUGA
Messenger RNA from Scophthalmus maximus (turbot), 5969 nucleotides. It is a transcript of the gene zeb2a, whose product is annotated as zinc finger E-box binding homeobox 2a. The transcript has 10 exons. Gene Ontology annotation, molecular function: DNA-binding transcription factor activity, RNA polymerase II-specific; RNA polymerase II cis-regulatory region sequence-specific DNA binding. NCBI's taxonomy places the organism in Eukaryota, Metazoa, Chordata, Actinopteri, Pleuronectiformes, Scophthalmidae. Bases 539 to 4153 code for a protein of 1204 amino acids. Gene Ontology annotation, biological process: anatomical structure development; regulation of transcription by RNA polymerase II. The record is from RefSeq and is a predicted model, not a curated record.